AACCCGGUCAGGUCGCCCGGGACGCGGUACAAUGUUACUGUCAGAGCAGACGAACAACCGACGGACUCUUCAAAACACAAUUCAGUAACCGCCUAAAGAGACGCGGAAUCGCGUUUUUCUGAUUCUUGUUUUAUUCAUGCAUACAGCCCAAGCGUAACACUACUUAUAUUCAAGGAUAACACGGUUUCCUGAGCCGUCGGCACGAGACUUUGUUAUGACAAGGGACUGAGUGAGUUUACCGCAGUGUAGCUCGCCGCGCGUCCAGCAUGAAGCGUCCAGUGUUGUGCUUAUCCACCGUCUGCGCUGUUUUCAUUGUCUGGACAAUGUUUUCGGUGCCGUGGUGUUCCUCACACCCUCUCGAGGGAGGAACAGAUUCGCCCCAGCUGAGGUUGGUGGAGGAGUUUGAUCGGUUUAAGCUCGGGUUCAGCUGGCACAACAUGUCUUGCGCGGUGUGCAAAGCGAUCUUCGCCACGCUUGACAUCGCGCUGCUGAGUGACUCAAACAUGGAGCGUGUGGCGCGUGCUUUAGGAGAAGCCUGUGUUCGACUGCAUCUGGCCGAGGCGCAAGUAUGCCGAGAAAUCACUGAGCUCUUCCGAGAUGAUGUCAUCCGUGCGCUCCAGGAGUCCUUCCUCUGGCCCUCGGAGGCUUGCGCUGUACUGGUUGGACCUACGUGUGGCCAUUUUGAUAUUUAUGCCCCCUGGAAUGUGUCGCUGCCGCGGGUCCCCAAGCCCCCAGUUAAACCGCCCACCCCUCCCAAACCGGGCUCUCCACAGAGCCGAAUCCUCUUCCUCACGGAUAUCCACUGGGAUGCGGAGUACGCCGAAGGCAGUCUUGUGGACUGUAAGAUGCCACUGUGCUGUCGAAAUGACUCUGGAAGGGCCAGUUGGAAGCACACUGGAGCCGGAUACUGGGGCACGUAUGGCGAUUGUGACCUGCCUUUGCGCACAGUGGAGAACCUUCUCCAAAACGUAGCCAAAUCUGGCCCAUGGGAUUGGGUUUACUGGACAGGAGACAUUCCAGCACACAACAUCUGGUCUCAGACCCGGGCACAACAGCUGAACGAGCUCGUCACCAUCACUAGACUCAUACACAAACACCUGGGGCCUAAUGUAACCGUUUACCCAGCGGUUGGGAAUCACGAGAGCACUCCGGUGAAUAGUUUCCCUCCUCCGUUUAUACAUGGGAAUCGGUCGUCCCGCUGGCUUUAUGACACCAUGGCUGAGGAGUGGGCACCCUGGCUGCCAAAGGAAGCCCUCGAGACGAUACGGCGUGGAGGGUUUUACACUGUUGAAGUUGAGCGUGGUUUAAGGGUGGUGUCCUUGAACAUGAACUUCUGUGCACGAGAGAACUACUGGCUGAUGGUGAACUCCACAGACCCGGCGGGUCAGCUCCAGUGGCUCAUUAAUAUACUACAAGAGUCAGAGAACAAGGGAGAGAAGGUCCACAUCAUCGGUCACAUCCCCCCGGGACUCUGCUUGAAGAGUUGGAGUUGGAAUUACUAUCAUAUAGUGAACAGAUAUGAAAGCACCAUAACUGGUCAGUUUUUUGGGCACACGCAUGUUGAUGAGUUUCAGAUGUUCUAUGAUGAAGAUACAUUGACCCGUCCACUAAGUGUGGCUUUCAUCGCCCCAAGUGUGACCACUUAUGUUAACCUGAACCCAGGAUAUCGCGUAUAUUACAUGGAUGGAAACUAUCCAGGCAGCAGUCGCAUGGUUUUGGAUCACGAGACUUUUAUUCUUAACCUAACUCUGGCCAACAACCAGCCCUCAAAACCUGACCCCAACCCGUCCUGGACCUUACUGUACCGCGCGUCUGAGGCCUACGGUUUGUCCACACUCUUCCCAUCAGACAUGGACGCUUUGAUCAAAGUCAUGAAGAAUGAUGACCAUGUCUUCCAGCGCUUCUGGUACCUCUUUCAUAAAGGCCACGUCUCAAAACCCUGCACAGACACUUGCAAGACAUCACUAAUCUGCCUUCUGCACAGCGGACGAUACGACCUUCUAACACAGUGUGACGUCCUACACGGAGAUAAACACUCUGUUAAGAAGACAAUGUGUUGAGGAAAUCUGAAACUCGAGUUCUAAUGGGUUUAAUACCACACCAACGUCACAGAAACUUUCAUUUGAACUUCUUUUUGUAGUAUGUUACGUUUCUACUUGAGAUCGUCAAAAGCUGACUUGUUAUAGACAUUGUUGGUAUUAAAAGCUGUAAGGUGUCUGGCCAAGAUGGGGUUCAAAAUCCGCAGUUCUUGUAAAGAUGUGGCCUUUAGAGCAGAGAACCAAAGUGAAGUAUUACUGGUUGAAAGUGGAACAGGUUGUGACUUCACUGAAUCAUGUGGUGUCUUAGUGCCUCAUAAAAACCACAACUGCUCAAACAUCUCAGUCUUCAUUCUCACUCAUGUGGUUCAGUGUGAUUUACGUCACUCUUGAUCGGAUUGUGGUCUGUCACUUUAGAAGUGUUUUGUUAUCACUUCCUGCAUUGACCUGUAGUUUGCACACUGGAGCCCAUUGAAGGCCUGUUAUAAAAGAAAAUGGUUUGAUUCAACCACAAGUCGUUAAACUUGUUUUAAUUGCUUAUGCAAUGAUGAAAAGAUGAUCAUGUGAUUGUUUCUCUGUGUGAACUAAAAAUGAUUUUGCAAUUCUUGUGGGAUUUUAUGAAUGUCGAAAUGGAUUGUCUGAAGGUCUUCCUGCUCAAUAAAUAAUUAUUUUGCAAGGUGA
Molecule: messenger RNA, 2717 nt
Organism: Onychostoma macrolepis
Lineage: Eukaryota; Metazoa; Chordata; Actinopteri; Cypriniformes; Cyprinidae
Gene: smpd1
Product: sphingomyelin phosphodiesterase 1
Exons: 6
Coding region: 267-2060 (597 amino acids)
Biological process (GO): ceramide biosynthetic process; sphingomyelin catabolic process
Cellular component (GO): lysosome
Molecular function (GO): acid sphingomyelin phosphodiesterase activity
Source: RefSeq, a predicted model, not a curated record